Messenger RNA from Rotaria socialis, 897 nucleotides. The record is from the annotation of a GenBank genome assembly. Lineage: Eukaryota; Metazoa; Rotifera; Eurotatoria; Philodinida; Philodinidae.
AUGUAUUAUCAUUUUUCAAUCUCGUUAACAAAAAGUCAUAGUGAAAUUGAAUCGUCUUCUACUCGAAUUAUGUAUGUAGUUCGAACAAGUUCAAAAUUUUAUCGAUCUCGUUUACAGCACGUACUGCAAACUUGGAUAUCAUUGGUUAGUCAACAUACUUAUUUUGUUACGGAUAAACUUCUACCAAGUGUAUCUCAUGAUCAUCUUAUUCUAACACAUGAAAUAUGCGGUCAAGAGAGACAUGCAAUGAAUACUUUAUGCUGUAAAACAGCACAUGAUUUUAAACUUUUUCAUCGUCAUCUUACAAACUAUGAUUGGUUUUGUCAUUUCGACGAUGAUCAAUAUGUGAAUAGUAGAAGACUAGAAGAAUAUUUAUCUACAUUAGAUUCUAAUAGACCUUAUUAUAUUGGACGUAAUUCAUGGGCGAAGACACUUGAUCGACGAAAACAGCCAUUUCCGUAUUCAUUUUGGUUUGCUACUUUAGGUGCCGGCGUCUGUUUAUCGAAACCAUUAGUUCAUCUUCUUCAACCUUACACUCAGAAUAUUGCGCAAUUCGUUGAUGGUUGUUUAAAAGAAAAUUAUCAUGACGAUAUCUAUUUGGGCUUCCUUAUAUUUGGUUAUCUCAACAUAACAUUAACAAAAAACUAUCGAUUUCAUUCUCAUUUAGAAAAAGAUUUUUAUAAUGACAAACAAAAAUUUCUUGAAAUAUUUAAUGAACAAAUAACAUUUGGCUUUCGUCUACCUAAUUACUGUCCAGUCUUUCUUCCAAAUCUGUAUGAUUCUCGAUCGGAUCGCUAUCGUCUGCGUUCAAUGCAUUGUCUACUGAAUCCUCAUAUCGAUGAAUGUCAAAUGAGAAUGCAUAAGCUUGUGCUUAAUGUGAUUAAAUCAUUUCGAUAA